This is a messenger RNA of Ricinus communis (castor bean), 1550 nucleotides long. Its product is annotated as ribosome biogenesis protein NOP53. Gene Ontology annotation, cellular component: nucleolus. Gene Ontology annotation, molecular function: 5S rRNA binding. The coding region runs from base 66 to 1154 and encodes 362 amino acids. The record is from RefSeq and is a predicted model, not a curated record. Lineage: Eukaryota; Viridiplantae; Streptophyta; Magnoliopsida; Malpighiales; Euphorbiaceae. The transcript has 12 exons. Gene Ontology annotation, biological process: rRNA processing; ribosomal large subunit assembly.
AGUAAGGUUUCCGCUUCUCUUACCAGCUGCGCAGACACAUAGAGCAACGACCGCAACACAAAUCAAUGGGGAAGAAACCAAAAAGUUCAAGAAAGGGAAAGAAAGCAUGGAGAGCGAAUAUAAGCACAGAAGAUAUAGACAAUUUCAUUGAAAAAUCGACUAAAGAUUCACUCUCUGGUGGUUCACUUUCUCAUGUUCCAACUGAGUCACUUUUCUUUGUUGACAAAUCUAAAGAUCUUUCUGUAAGAAGGAAAAUUGAGAAGCACAGAGAGAAAGUACUUCGUUGUGAUAGUGUUCUUCAAAAGAACCCUUUUGUUCAAGUUGUGCCUUCUUCUAAUCAAAAGAAGGGUAAAAAGAAGAAAAUUAAGAAAACCCAGAUUGAUUCUGAGCAAAAAGAUGGUGCCAAGGAGGAUGGUGCUAUUCAGGAUUCUGGCGUGGUUGACUUGUGGGGAAAUGAAGGUGAAUGUGACAACAAAACUAGAAAGAUAUCCAAUCCUUCAGUUAUUCCAGCAGUAGAAGUUGUGCCUCCAGGAUGCUCUUACAAUCCUUCAUUUGAAGCUCACCAGGAUUCUUUGGCCCAAGCUGUUGCAGAGGAAAUGCAGAAAGUCUAUCAAAGUGAGUUGGGACCUCAGCCUGUUCCAUUAACUGUUCCUGCGGAGCAUCAAGCAAUUAAUGAAGAAGAUAUGUACUUUCUUGAGGCGGAUGAUGGGGAUGAUGAUGAAGACAAUUUAAUUGAGAAUGAGGAUGCUGAGAAAAGGUCUACUAAAACAAAAAGAGUGACCCGAGUUGAGUUCAAUAGGAGAGCUAGACUCAAAGAACAAAAGAGAAAAGAAGCAGAAGCUAAGAAGAAAGAUGGAGUUUCUAAAGAAAUUGAUUCCUUGACAGAUAUCAUCAAGGAAAUAGCUAAGGAAGAUGAGGAGAAGAAUAAAAGACAUAUCCGGCGCAUAGUGGCCAAGGAGGAAAGACUAAAAACACGUCCUUCUCGGUUGGGAAAGCACAAGUUUGAGCCUGCUCCUCCUCAAGUGCUAUUAACUGAAGAAAUUACUGGUUCUCUCCGAAAACUGAAGGGUUGUUGCACUCUUCUAAGGGAUAGAUUUAAAAGCCUAGAGAAAAGAGGACUGAUUGCACCAAUGGCCAAAAACCGAAGAUUAUGAUUGCAACACUUGGGCAGGCGAUGAAUAGUAGAUUCGCUUAAGGAGACUGUCGAUGGUGUAGCAUCUGGCUUAAAGCAAACUGGAGACAAUUUUGAGAAGAAGUCGAUGAUGGGGAGAUGAAGAUUGUUUGGCUGCAGACAGAUGCCAGAGCCUGUUUACAUGUGUUGUCAUGUCUACUGCUCCAUGAAAAUUUUACUACAAUUAAGUCACUAAUCUUCUUCUUACUAGUCUAUAUCCCAUUUGUUAGAAUCACUAGUGUACAAGUGUUUUUGCCUAUGCGCUUGUUAGUUCAAAGUUUGAACUUGUACUGUUAGCUGGUACCUCUUAAUAGUUCGAAAGUUUAGAUUUUUCUAGAGUGUAAGAAUCAGAGUUAAAGUUAAUGUUUUUGUUUCAUGA